GAGCGAGGGAGCGAGCGAGGCGGAGGCUGCUUAGCGGCCGGAGCGCAGCGAUGCCGAAGUCAAAGGAACUUGUGUCUUCAAGCUCGUCUGGCAGCGAUUCCGACAGUGAAGUGGACAAAAAGUUAAAGAGGAAAAAGCAAGUCGCUCAGGAAAAGCCUGUGAAGAAGCAGAAGACGGGCGAGACCUCCCGAGUCCUGUCCUCUCCCAAACAGAGCAGCAGCAGCAGAGACGACAACAUGUUCCAGAUUGGGAAAAUGAGGUACGUCAGUGUUCGAGACUUUAAGGGGAAAGUUCUGAUUGAUAUUCGAGAAUACUGGAUGGAUUCAGAAGGUGAAAUGAAGCCAGGAAGAAAAGGCAUUUCUCUAAAUCCAGAGCAGUGGAGCCAGCUGAAGGAACAGAUUUCUGACAUUGAUGAUGCAGUAAGGAAACUAUAAAAUCCGAGCCACGUGACACCUGUGAUGUCCUAGUUGUUUUAACCUGUCUUUUUACAUUGGCUUUUGUUUUCUGAACGUUGUUUUCCAAGCUAUUGUAUAUUUGGAUCGCAGAACAAUUUUUAAGAUGAAUACUUUUUUUUAUGUGCAUUAUUAAAAAUGUUCUGAGUGAA
Molecule: messenger RNA, 604 nt
Organism: Ochotona princeps (American pika)
Lineage: Eukaryota; Metazoa; Chordata; Mammalia; Lagomorpha; Ochotonidae
Product: activated RNA polymerase II transcriptional coactivator p15
Exons: 1
Coding region: 51-434 (127 amino acids)
Biological process (GO): positive regulation of transcription initiation by RNA polymerase II
Cellular component (GO): nucleus; transcription regulator complex
Molecular function (GO): DNA binding; transcription coactivator activity
Source: RefSeq, a predicted model, not a curated record